Molecule: messenger RNA, 444 nt
Organism: Aspergillus melleus
Lineage: Eukaryota; Fungi; Ascomycota; Eurotiomycetes; Eurotiales; Aspergillaceae
Exons: 1
Coding region: 1-444 (147 amino acids)
Source: RefSeq, a predicted model, not a curated record
AUGUUCUUUCAACUCUGCAUACGGGCGAUUGGAAACGGAGAUGAUCCCAACCACCGAUCUCACUGGGGAUUCAUUUUCUAUACACCGGGAGAGGACUACGGUGACCUCUACCACGUACAAGUGAUAGACCUGCCGAGGCUCUGGUAUCAAGCGGACACUCGUCAGGCCGUCAAUAUCAAAGAGCAGCAAGCGGUUGGGAUGUGCAGAAUCGCGCUUCUGGACACCAGACUCCGCGCACACGCUGUUCAGGUCAUCCAGGGCGAGCCAGCCCCCAGGGACGGCAAAAGUCGUUGUCAAGAUUGGACGGUCCAGGUUUUGAUUUCCCUCGAGGCGGAAGAACUGGUCGAACCUGGAACUGCUGAAACAUGGAGUAAGAGGGUUGGGAUGAAAGCAAAGGAUCUUGCAGAAGACUGUGGCAACGACUGGAUUGUUCUCUGCGACUGA